AGUGAUUGGUUAUUGCGUCGCUCAUCGCCGCGUGUGGCACAUGCGCAUUUUACCACCCAUUUCACCCAGUAUUAUUCUUCCGGUUGAAGCCAUCGCAUUGAACUGUUGUCGAAUUUAAGAGGAUGAAGUACAAUCGUCUGGUGUCUUCCUCGCGCAGGAAGAAUAGAAAGCGGCACUUUACAGCGCCUUCUCACAUUAGACGACGACUGAUGUCCGCACCGUUAUCCAAAGAGUUGCGACAAAAGUACAAUGUGCGGUCGAUGCCGAUCCGCAAGGAUGACGAAGUACAGGUAGUACGUGGUCAUUAUAAGGGUCAACAAGUAGGAAAAGUCGUUCAAGUAUACAGGAAAAAGUUCGUAAUAUAUAUUGAGCGAAUUCAACGUGAGAAGGCAAACAGCGCCAACGUCUAUGUCGGCAUUGACCCUUCUAAGACGGUUAUUGUUAAAUUAAAAAUGGAUAAAGACCGUAAAAAGAUUAUUGAUAGGCGAAGCAAGGGAAGAUUGGCUGCAUUAGGCAAAGACAAAGGCAAAUACACAGAAGAUGUAACGGCCGCCAUGGAAACAUCAUAACUCUUUAUGUUCAAUACUAGAAACAGCACCUUAAAAAUUAUACUUUAAGAGCUAAAAACACUUAGAUAAAAAAUAUAAGCUUAUUAUAUAGCCUGGAAUUCGCACAUAUGUGUAUAUAUACACAUGUAUAAAGGGUAAGUUUUAAUUCUUGUGUCAACAUUUUAACAUAAGAGAUGACUUAUUGAUUGCAACAAUAAGAUUUAUGACUAAAUGUUAAAAUUGCAGUCGGUAAGUUAUCUUUUAUAAUGAAACGUUGGAACAACCAUCAAGGUUCAUCCUGUGUAUACAUAUAUGUAUAUAUAUACAGGGUGUUUAUUAAAGGUUGUAUACACUUUUUACCACAGGAGCAUGAUUUACCGACGGAUAUGUAUUUCUAACAUAUUAGAAAUAACAAAUACGUGCUCCUAUGGUAAAAUGUGGGGACUACCAUUAAUGAACACCCUGUAUGUCAUUUAAAACAAUAAGUCAAUUUUUGUCAAAAUUGAAAUAUCGAUAAACCCAUUCUGUAACUUUUAAUGACUAGUAUCAUUAUACUGUCAUUGCGCAGAUUUUAUAUAUAUAUAUAUAUAUAUAUAUAUAUAUAUAUGGUGAAAAAAACUGAGCUACCGCAAUGUAACCGUAACGAUACCAAACUCGUCAUUAACAAAUCGUUUACUACCAGAAAAAUCUCAAAUUUUCAGGGAGUUUAUUUUUUGUUUAUGAAAAUCAUGGAUUUUCAUAUGAUUUUAUUGAAACUUGGAAAUUUUUGGAAUUUUAAUUUUUAAAUUUAAAUCUACCUUUUUUGAUAAAAUUAUUUUUUUUGUCAUUUUUUCUUGAUAAAUGCAAAAUUAAUUUGCAAUAAAUAUGACGUAUACAUGUUCAUUCACAUUCUUUUAUGGUUCGCGUGUUAUUAAAAAAAAAAUAGUGACAUUAAAAAAUAAUAUAUAGUUUUAAGGCUCCUGAGUACUCAUCGCGGCCAUAUUGAAGUCGUGACAUCAGAAGCGAGAACUUGCAUGAAAUAAUACGUAAUUUUGUCCGAUUUGUAAAUAAAGCUAAUUUGGAUAAAACAGA
Solenopsis invicta (red fire ant) is the source of this 1619-nucleotide messenger RNA. RefSeq names its product 60S ribosomal protein L26 (gene RpL26). Lineage: Eukaryota; Metazoa; Arthropoda; Insecta; Hymenoptera; Formicidae. Gene Ontology annotation, biological process: ribosomal large subunit biogenesis; cytoplasmic translation. Gene Ontology annotation, cellular component: ribosome; cytosolic large ribosomal subunit. The record is from RefSeq and is a predicted model, not a curated record. Gene Ontology annotation, molecular function: RNA binding; structural constituent of ribosome. The coding region runs from base 123 to 569 and encodes 148 amino acids. The transcript is spliced from 5 exons.